Messenger RNA from Hypanus sabinus (Atlantic stingray), 3618 nucleotides. Its product is annotated as zinc finger protein 229-like. NCBI's taxonomy places the organism in Eukaryota, Metazoa, Chordata, Chondrichthyes, Myliobatiformes, Dasyatidae. The transcript has 2 exons. Gene Ontology annotation, biological process: regulation of transcription by RNA polymerase II. The coding region runs from base 538 to 1827 and encodes 429 amino acids. The record is from RefSeq and is a predicted model, not a curated record. Gene Ontology annotation, molecular function: RNA polymerase II cis-regulatory region sequence-specific DNA binding; DNA-binding transcription factor activity.
CACGCACAAAAUGCCGGAGGAACUCAGCAUUAGUACUCUUUUCCGUAGAUGCUGCCUGGCCUGCUGAGUUCCUCCAGCAUUUUGUGUGUGUUGCUUCUUCUACCUCCUCUCGUUCUGCACUUUUCUACCGGUUAAAAGUGACAAGGAAGUUGUCUAUGGGAAUCUUGAACACAACAGCCAGUUUUGCUGUCUCUGUCCAGAUAUUUAAGAAGUGGAACAAGGGAUUCACUCUGUCAUCCUUCCUGUUCAGACUGUGGGGAGUGAUUCACUGGAUCAUCUGACCGAUUGGCCUUCCUAUCAUUUUACACAGGGGAAAGGCCGUUCACCUGCUCAGACAGUGUGGAGGGAUUCACUCGGUCAUCUCAACUGAAGGUACAUCAGCGAGUUCACACUGGGACAAGGCCAUUCACCUGUUCUGUAUGUGAAAAGGGUUUCAGACGGUCUUCCCACCUGUGGACAUACCAGUCAGUUCACACUGGGCAGAGGCUGGUCACCUGCUGAAUUUGUGGGAAAGGAUUCACUUAGUCAUCUGUUCUAAUGGCUCACCAGCGAGUUUACACUGGGGAGAGGCCAUUCACCUGUUCAGUCUGUGGGAAGGGAUUCACUCAGUCAUCUGACCUAAUGGAUCACCAGCGAGUUCACACUGGGGAGAGGCCGUUCACCUGUUGGGACUGUCGUAAGGGAUUCACUUGCUCAUCUAAACUGAAUGUUCACCAGCGAGUUCACACUGGGGAGAGGCCAUUCACCUGCUCAGACUGUGGUAAGGGAUUCACUCGGUCAUCGGACCUACUCACACACCAGUCAGUUCACACUGGGGAGUGGCCGUUCACCUGCUCAGACUGUGGGAAGGGAUUCACUAGGUCAUCCGACCUGCUGGCACACCAGUCAGUUCACAGUGGGGAGAGGCCAUUCACCUGCUCAGACUGUGGGAAAAGAUUCAGUCAUUCAUCCACCUUACAGAGACAUAAGCGACUUCACACUGGAGAGAGGCCAUUCACCUGCUCAGACUGUGGGAAGGGAUUCACUCGGUCACCCGACCUGCUGGCGCACCAGUCAGUUCACACUGGGGAGUGGCCAUUCACCUGCUUAGACUGUGGGAAAGGAUUCACUCGGACAUCUAAACUGAAGGAACAUCAGAGAGUUCACACUGGAGACAGGCCAUUCACCUGCUCAGACUGUGGGAAGGGAUUCACUCGGUCAUCUAAACUGAAGGAACAUCAGAGAGUUCACAAUGGGGAGAGGCCGUUCACAUGCUCAGAGUGUGGGAAGGGAUUCAUUCAGUCAUCCCACCUACUGGUACACCAGUUAGUUCACACUGGGGAGCAGCCGUUCACCUGCUCAGACUGUGGGAAGGGAUUCACUUGCCCAUCUAAACUGAAAGUACAUCAACGAGGUCACACUGGGGAGAGGCCAUUCACCUGCACAGAGUGUGGGAAAGGAUUCACUCAGUCAUCACAUCUACAAGUACAUAGGUCAGUUCACACUGGGGAGAGGCCAUUCACCUGCUCAGACUGUGGGAAGGGAUUCAAAUCGUCAUCUCAUCUGAAGGUACAUCAGCGACUUCAUACUGGGGAAAGGCCAUUCACCUGUUCAGACUGUGGGAAAGGAUUCAUACAGUCAUUCCACCUACAAACACACCAGUCAGUUCACACUGGGGAGAGUCCAUUCACCUGCUCAGACUGUGGGAAAGGAUUCACUUUUCCAUCUCAAGUGAAGGUACAUCAGCAAAUUCACACUGGGGAGAGGCCAUUCACUUUCUCAGACUGUGGGAAAGGAUUCACUCAGUCAUCUCAUCUACAGAGACACCAGCGAGUUCACACUGGGUAGAGGCCGUGCCUGGCCAAACUUAAUAAAUCUCGCUGGGUGAAUACUGCGUGAUAUGUCCCCUGUUACAUUUUAGUACUCUGACAUAAACAGUACACAAUAUGUGAUCAAACAAUUGAGCUUUAUAAUUCCAACUUUGACCAUAGUGUUAGUAAAGAAAACAAUAAUAAAAGAAAAAGGGCAUGCUCUCUUCAUUCGCAUCUUCUCAUCACUCCCCAGCAAAAGACCACGAAAAACUCUCUUCCAGACACACAUGUUUUGUCAUUGGACAGCCCCACACUCCAAAAACCUGUCCUCCCCAGUCAUAAGCAAAACAUUGCUGCUACAGUGAAACCAUUACCUCAGCAGUGAAACAUUACUGAGAAGCCAUUACAUUAGCAGUGUUACACUUGUGACACACUGCUGAGUUCACACUGGGGAGACAGUUUCAGGAAACUGCAUGCUGGAUAUUUGUCCAUCACCGUUGCUGAAUGCUAUUUUGAGAGUGACUAUCGGUACUGAACUCUGCAAUUAUUGCUGCUGUUCACCACACCCAGUUCUGCACUCUGGUCACUGGGCAUUGGAGGAGUUUCUUCGGCUGCAUAUUCACCACUAAUGUGACUGGAGUUUAAUACUGUAUUCUGGAUCUGUGAUAAAUAAACCAGUUCUCUUUUAAACUCUGUCUCCAGAACUUAGUGAACUUAUAACACAACUAGUGUACAAUAGAGAGUCAACUCAGGCCUGCUGAACCCUGCAAGUGAUUCUCUUCCAUGGCAGUCCUUUUAUAUCCUCCCUUGUUGAUCACCUCUUGCUCUCCCUGUGGGAUGGGUUCCAAACAGUCACCACUCUGUGGGUGAAGAGGUUUCCCUUGAAUUUCCUGCAGACUGAAGUGGAGUUGACUGCAGUUCUGUCUGAGAUGUUCUUUGCCCCUCCAAUCUCUGGGCUGAGGAAGAAAGACUUUGGGAGUUAACCUCCUUAUUUAGGGCUCAUUUCACCAUUAUGGGUCAUUUUCCAUGCUUCUGAAGGGUUGUUGAAAACUCUACUGUACUCUAAAGACAGAAAGCAGAAUGGAAAACCAUUUGUUGGAUGUCCAAUGAAGCUGGGUCAGAAACCAGAGGCAGGUCCGCUCAGGGCAGAGUUUGGGGCUCUGGAUGAUGGUCGGGGUCAGAACGUAUGAUGAGGAGAAGGGAAUCAGCAACGAGGUGUGGCAAUGAAUGACAGAGUAGCAACAUAUGGAAGCUGAUUGACAGAAAAAGUCAUUUAUUUGUCUAACUGGUGACAAAAACAAUGUCUCUUGUAAGGUGCUCCACUGGUCGAGGAACACGUGUGUUUUGGGAAUUGUUAUAUCUAUUGAGGGAGUUGUUCCUGCUUGGUAAUCCUGAAAUAUUAUAUCCAGAUGUUUAUUAUGGAUUGUCCUAUCUGAAAUAAUAAUAUAUUCAUUAUCAUAUAAAUUGUACUUUUUGACUAAAAAUGUAUUGGGCUUGAAUUUAUGGUGCCUUUAUGAAGUGAUGGAGGGCAUUCAUGAGUUUGUAGUUUAAAGCAAGAUUUUGGUGAAUGAUAUUUGCCACUGGAUUGUACCUUUUUAAGCAAUCCGAUUGAGUUAAACUGCUGCAGGAUCCUGGAACGUGUUGGAUUGUGUCUGGUUUCUCUUUGCCUUUUCUGCACUUACUGCUUUGUUUGUUUGUAUUUCAUGAAGUUUCGAUUUGUUUUCCCUUUGUUACCCACCUCGUCCUGUAUUUCCGCAAGGAACCCCUCUGCUUCUGGGAAGAGGUGUCCUAACUCUCAGUCAGGAACUGGAGUUUAAUAUUCUGGAUC